CUCUGGAUACUGAAUAUUUUUAGGAAAGGUGUGAUCUUGUAUUUUGGGUCUUUCCUUUCUCUAAUUGUGAUAUUUUUAUGACGGCUUAGCGACCCUGAUAUUCACUGUAAACGCUGAUCCACAAACUAUUGGAAUAUCGGUCGUACGUCUACUUUGAGCGAUAUUUCAACAUGAUGAGGUGUGUUCGUCAGGUCGCCAUCGCUGCUUCAUCAGUAUGUACUGCAAUGAUUUAUUCGGAAUGACUUGAAUGAGGUGUUUUCGUAAACUAACCUGGCCGGUUUACUUGUUCUCCAUCCUUCGUUGUUGCCGGCACGACCAACAACUAAUUAAAAAUGACGCAGAUGAUCCAAGAAUUGGGCAAAUUGUCCUCGUCCGACGAAGUUCCUGAAAUCACACCGUUAGAUCAGUUCGAUGUUUUCAAGAGUAAAGUUAAUGCCUCUAUUUACUGGUUAAUUUAUAAAGCGUAUCCAUACAGUGAAAUACCGGAAGAAUUCAAUAAUUUGUUUUAUACAGAUAGCCAGGGUGAGGCACAUUUGAAGCCACUAGUCAUUAAUCAGUUAGUGUCAGCUGAAUUGUAUUGUAAAGCAUGCAGUAACAUCUUUAGAAAUACAGAGUAUCAGUGGCAGGGGCAUUGGAGUGUUAUACAGAUAUUAUCUAGGAAUGGCAUUUAUGUGGUGGAUAAAAACGAGGAAGCUGUCACGGAAGGAAUGCUUGUACAGGCAUCACCUUUUAAACUGACUGUAUCAUGUCAGCGUAUAUCAUUGAAGUUGUCACUGUUGAAAAGAUUGUCCAGUCAGUUAGGGAAAACUGUAACAGUGGGUAAAAGUGGUAUUCCCAAAAAAUUAGAAACUUCUCUGCCACAACCAUCAACUCCACCACAACUGCCACAAGUUGCACCAUCUUCUUCAUCAUCGUCGUCAUCUACUAUAACUGCAAUCACUUGUGGGGAUCAGGCUGAAAACGUUAACGUCUUUGCUGAAUACUCUGGUCCUAAGUUGUUUGUGAAACCUGCUACCAAGUCUAAUCGACAUCUAAUCACUAAUGCUAUAACACACUGUGUGCUGGCUGGACAUGUUAACAAGGACAUGAAAGACAGGGUUCUACAGGAGAUAGCCAAGGCUGAUGCCCACCACUUCCUUAUUUUAUUCCGUAAUUCUGGACUACAGUUCCGAUCAUUGUACAGCUAUUUACCGGAAUCAGAAGAGAUUAUUAAGAUAUAUGGCACUGGACCACGACAGGUAUCAUCAGACAUGGUGGAAAAAAUAUUUAAAUACAAUUCUGGUGGUAAGCACUUUGUAGCCAUACCUUCCAAAACAAUGUCUGUGUCCGUUGAUGCAUUUGUCAUCUAUAAUCAUCUAUGGCAGCAUAAGAAAACAGGAGUCGCUAAACGACCACAACAUCCGCAUUAAUUGAUGUUUCCACCGACAUGAAAAAACAUGUGACACUAAACGGCCGCAACCUUCAUAUGAAUUGAUGUUUCCACCAGCAUGGAAAGGCAGGAAAAACUAAACAGCUACAACCUUUGCAUCAAUUAAAGUUUCCACCAGCGCAAAAAGACAUGUCGCUAAACGACUGCAACCUCCACAGUAAUUGAUGUUUCCACUAGAAUUCAAACUCAUUCCGACCAAUGAGAAUUUGGCAAACUACGUUAUUGUGUGGGCAUUACACAGAGUACCAGUCUGAAGCCAAAUAAAUUUGUACCACUGAAAAAACAUUGUCUUUUUUUUCUAAUCAUUUGACAAGUGGGAAAUGUAGGCCUAUUCGUAUUACCAGCCUAGCAAUGGUAACUGAGUGAGACCAGCCUAGCAACGGUAACUGAGUGAGACCAGCCUAGCAACGGUAACUAAGUGAGACAGAAUACUAUGUAUCUGCAUUAUGAUGUCUUCCUAUAUGCGUAUCAAUAUAAUCUCUGAGUCGUUCUGUGGUACGUCAGACUAGU
Messenger RNA from Saccoglossus kowalevskii, 1939 nucleotides. RefSeq names its product calmodulin-regulated spectrin-associated protein 2-like. The record is from RefSeq and is a predicted model, not a curated record. NCBI's taxonomy places the organism in Eukaryota, Metazoa, Hemichordata, Enteropneusta, Harrimaniidae. Gene Ontology annotation, cellular component: microtubule minus-end. Gene Ontology annotation, molecular function: spectrin binding; microtubule minus-end binding; calmodulin binding. Gene Ontology annotation, biological process: negative regulation of microtubule depolymerization; neuron projection development; cytoplasmic microtubule organization.